Molecule: messenger RNA, 3856 nt
Organism: Oryctolagus cuniculus (rabbit)
Lineage: Eukaryota; Metazoa; Chordata; Mammalia; Lagomorpha; Leporidae
Gene: POFUT4
Product: protein O-fucosyltransferase 4
Cellular component (GO): Golgi membrane
Molecular function (GO): alpha-(1->3)-fucosyltransferase activity
Source: RefSeq, a predicted model, not a curated record
CGGGGCGGGUCUUGGUCGGUGGGCGGGGUGCCUGCUGCCAGAGUGGACAUGGCGGCCGGCCGCGUCGCGGCUGUAAUAGCCGCCCUCGCAGUGCUGAGUGUCUGUGCGGCUAGCGGCUCUGGGCCCGCGGGGGAGACCGAGGCCGGCGGGGAGGCAGAGUGGGCGGAACCGUGGGAUGGCGCGGUUUUCCGGCCACCCUCGGCGCUGGGCGCGGUGGGGGUGGCGCGCAGUCCUGGGGCCCAGCAGCCGGGGGAGGAGGCAGCGGACUUGCCAGUGCUACUGUGGUGGAGCCCAGGGCUAUUUCCCCACUUCCCGGGUGACUCGGAGCGCAUCGAGUGUACGCUCGGCGCGUGCUUGGCGUCCCGGGACCGACGAGUGCGGGGAGACUUGCGGACGCGCGCGCUGCUCUUCUACGGCACCGACUUCCGCGCGUCUGACGCGCCGCUGCCCCGCCUGGCGCACCAGAGCUGGGCGCUCCUGCACGAGGAGUCGCCCCUCAACAACUUUUUGCUGAGCCACGGCCCGGGCAUCCGCCUCUUCAACCUUACCGCCACCUUUAGCCGCCACUCGGACUACCCUCUGCCGCUGCAAUGGCUGCCCGGGACCGCCUACCUGCGCCGCGCGGCGCUUCCGCUGCAGGAGCGCGCGGAGUGGCGGCGCCGGGGCUACGCACCCCUGCUCUACCUGCAGUCGCACUGCGACGUGCCGGCGGACCGGGACCGCUAUGUGCGCGAACUGAUGCGCUACAUCCCGGUGGACUCGUACGGGAAAUGCCUGCAGAAUCGGGAGCUGCCCACCACCCGGUUACAGGACACAGCCACGGCCACCACCGAGGAUCCAGAGCUGUUGGCCUUUCUGUCGCGCUAUAAGUUUCACUUGGCUCUAGAAAAUGCCAUCUGCAACGACUACAUGACGGAAAAACUGUGGCGCCCCAUGCACCUGGGGGCCGUGCCGGUGUACCGCGGCUCGCCGUCUGUGCGGGACUGGAUGCCGAACAAUCAGUCCAUCAUCCUUAUUGACGACUUUGAGUCGCCUCAGAAGCUGGCAGAGUUUAUCGACUUUCUGGACAAGAACGAUGCGGAGUAUAUGAAAUACCUGGCAUACAAGCAACCGGGGGGCAUCACCAACCAGUUCCUUCUGGAUAGCCUGAAGCGUCGCGAGUGGGGCGUGAACGAUCCUUUACUGCCCAACUACCUCAACGGCUUCGAGUGCUUCGUCUGCGACCACGAGCUGGCUCGGCUGCAAGCCCAGAGAGCCCAUGCAGCCUCUCCUGGGGACAUCCCAGUCCCCGAGCCUCACAUAGCCCAGCCCUCGCACAUGGACUGUCCAGUGCCCACCCCCGGCUUUGGCAGUGUGGAGGAGAUUCCCGACAAUGACAGCUGGAAGGAGAUGUGGCUGCAAGAUUACUGGCAAAGUCUGGACCAAGGGGAAGCUCUCACUGCCAUGAUCCACAACAAUGAAACACAACAGAGUAAAUUUUGGGAUUACCUACAUAAGAUCUUCAUGAAAAGGAACCAAAAUCUCUAAUUGCUUUUGCAAGAGCCUUUAACUUGGUAGAGCUAAGGAGAUCUUAUUCUGUCAUGGGACAAAAGGAGUAUCCACUGCACAAACCCUUACUGAAUGUUGCAUUAUCAUGGAUUCAAGGAAAUCAGUGCCAUCUACGGAUGUUUUAUCUUAACGAUGUGUCUGUGGUGAAGAUCGCCUCUCCUGAAGACGAUAUGGAGGCAUCCAGCUGUUGUUCAGUACAAACAGAAGUCCGAAGGUGCUGGUCCAACAGUAUUUUUAGAGGACUGCUCGCUUCUCUAAGCUAUUUCAUCCCCUCAGUUGCACCUGACUACCAGAGAGAUAAGAUGGGCCAGGUCAUGACAUACAUGUUCUUUUGUUGGAUUCCUCAAACCCCUCAAUAUGUAGUACCUUUCCCAGUCAUCUCAUUCUCAGAACUGUUGAGUUGGUAAAAAAGCAGAACUGCUGAUCUAUUUUUAUUUUGUAAAAUCAUAUACCUUGCCAUUCAUGUUAAACUUUUUAUUUUAAAUGCCUUUUUCUUUCCUGGUUUUAGGCCCUUUUCUACCAUUUCAGAUGGAGAUAGAGAAAUCUUGUCAUCAUCCUUACUGCUGGUUUGCUUCUUUCUUGGCAUGUAAUUGGAAUUUGUUUCCGUCUCAUGAACAGAAAGAUCCAGUGGCUGAUACAUGCCAUGACAACUUCAUACUUCCCUAUUCUAUUUUAGAUCAAAGGUGGGCACUAAGUCUGGCAGAAAAAGUCAGUCCUUCAUUCACUCUAUUACUGAUUUCCUUUCAUCGGCUGAGACUUUUUGAUGGAGCCCAUUCAAGGCCCUAAACUCAAAGGAACAUGAAGACAAAGCAGGAGAUUUAAACCAUGGCAAGCAGCUGGCUAAAAAAAAACCUCAGUCAGGCUUGGGGAUGCAGCCAAACCCUUCUAUUGCUGUGGUUUGAACAUAUAGUAUAAGGAGUAGGGAGACUAUGAGCUUUAUCUGGGGCAGUGGAACACAAAAGUUAGAGCUACGCUGGUUGUAGUGUUAAUAUGACUAGAGAAGUUCCAUAGCUUAUCGGUACAUUUGACUGUAAUUUUAUUAUAUCUCUAUGGAUAGACACAUUGGAUUCUUCAACUAUGCCCCAUGCUUAGUAAUGAGACAUCUAAAGAUAUGGCCAAGCAAAGUUGUAACUCAGGUUGGUUUCACUGCCAAUAUCCUUCUUUUCACUUUUUUUUUGGACAGGCAGAGUGGACAGUGAGAGAGAGACAGAGAGAAAGGUCUUCCUUUGCCGUUGGUUCACCCUCCAAUGGCUGCUGCGGCCGGCGCGCUGUGGCCAGCACACCGCGCUGAUCCGAUGGCAGGAGCCAGGUACUUAUCCUGGUCUCCCAUGGGGUGCAGGGCCCAAGUACUUGGGCCAUCCUCCACUGCACUCCCUGGCCACAGCAGAGAGCUGGCCUGGAAGAGGGGCAACCGGGACAGAAUCCGGCGCCCCGACUGGGACUAGAACCCGGUGUGCCGGUGCCGCAAGGCGGAGGAUUAGCCUAGUGAGCCGCGGCGCCGGCUUUCACUUUAUUCUUUAAUAAAAGAUGUCCCUCAUAAUGGCAGGGAAAAUUUGCUUAACCUGUUUGGCCUUUUGCAUAAAGAACUGGGAAAGACAGACGUUCAAAAAUAUAUAUGUGAUAUAGUAGACACUCAAAUAUAGGACUCUGACUUCUAAGCUUUUAGUCUUUUUAAAGGUAGAUGCUAAUACAGUACAAAAUACAUAUUACACAAGAACAAACCUAGGUUAGGAUUGAAUUAUGUACAUGCAUUGCAUUUCAUUAUGUGCAAUAAAAAGGGUAAGUGAUGGUUAUGCAAAGAGUGGAAUUACUCUUACCUCUCCCAUGUAAUUAUACUAGCCCGCACUGGCAUUUAGCACUUCCGCAUACAAAGUAGGCCAGUUGUUUAUGAAUUCCUGGAGACUUGGGCCUGCUUUGUGCUAAUUGCUUCCCAGAUAUUCUCUUUUACUCCCAUCACCUUAUACGUUUUCACAACAGAACAGGGUAAACGAGGUGCUACAUUUCUACAAGGGAAAGCACUUGUGGAACCAGGACUAGCUGCAUGGUCCUUGUCAGCUAAAAGCUUCACUUUCCUUACAGAUAAAGCGAGCAAAGUCAAUUUUCUAUGGUUUGAGACCCUGCCUGUUCUGUUUGCAGCAACAAACAGGUUUACUUGCUGCAGGCUGGGUUCUUGGUAGUGGAAGUGUCUGAUGGGAAUCUUAUUUACACUUACUGGAGUGUGUCGGUUGUGCCCCUUUGUUACUGCAAAUAUUGCUAUUUUUUAUUAUCUCAGGUUUCAUUUUGUAUAAUAAACUGCUUUUUAAAAUAG